CCCUGCAAGUGUGAGAAACGCCGUGUUAAUGAGGAAAUGAGUUUGUCAUGAAGAAAUGAACAGGAAGACGUUUGUCACACAGACGAACAGCAGCAGGAUGGAGACGCUCGGCUGGAUUCUGUUCAUGUGGGUCUCUCUCACUUCUCCAGCGUCUCUUUCAGAGGCCUUCAAUAUCGACACUGAACAUCCACUGAGAUUUAACGGCACGGCAGAAGAUUUCUUUGGUUACAGCGUUUAUCAGUCUGAGUUUGAAAACAGGAAACAGAUCAUCGUUGGAGCCCCAUUAAAAAGAAACUCAACAGGUGAAAUUUACAGCUGCACAGUAGAUCUGCAUUCCUGCAGUCCGCUGCACUGGCCAGGCUCAGAGAGCGUCCGGUUCUUCGGCAUGUCUGCUGCUGUGUCGUCUGCUCCUGUCGGACGCUUGACUAGCUGCAGUCCGUAUCUUCCUCAUGACUGUGAUGGAAAUUCGUAUCUGAACGGCGUCUGCUACCAGUUCAACAGCGGUUUACAGGCCGUCUCAAACUUUACAGCUGCUUACCAAGAAUGCACGAAGAGAGAAGUCAAUCUGGUGUUUCUCUUUGAUGGAUCCGCCAGUAUGAAAGACAAAGAAUUUGAAAUGAACAAAAAAUUCAUUAUAGAUGUUAUGAAAAAACUUUCAAACUCCUCCAUAAAGUUUGCUGCUGUCCAGUUUUCAUCUGCAUUCAGAACUGUGUUUGACUUCAAUGACUAUCAGAACGGCUCCGCUGAAGAGAAACUCAUGAAAGAGAAACACAUGAAAUCUCUCACAAACACACACAGAGCAAUCAAAUAUGUCUUAACCACUCUCCUGAAUAAUCCGUCGUCUGGAGCCGAUCUCAGCGCUCAGAAAGCCCUGGUGAUCAUCACAGAUGGAGACCCCACUGAUCCAGAUGCUGAAAAUAUCAUCCUUAAAACAUGUGAUGAGCAAAAUAUCCUCCGCUACAUCAUUGGGGUGGGAAAGGUUAACUUAACCAGACUCACUCAACUGGCUUCAGAACCAAAAACAAACAACACCUUCUACAUUCAAGACUACAGUGGACUUGAAGGACUUCUUGACAACCUGCAAAAAAAGAUCUACAAUAUUGAAGGGUCAAAGGAUGCACAGAGCAAAGACAGGCUGAAAGAGUUAUCACAAAGUGGAUUCAGUGUCCUCUACCACAAGGACUCUGUGAUUGUGGGUUCGGUUGGAUCUAAUGACUGGUGUGGAUCUCUGUAUGAAGUGACGGGAUCAGGAUCUGGAUUCAAAGAGACUGAGAUUAAGGAUCCAGCUGUCAGUAAAGACUCGUACAUGGGUUACUCUGCUGUGCUGGGAAUGAGAGGCGGCGUCUCUCUUCUGUUCUCUGGGGGGCCGCGGGCCGAACACACGGGUCUGGUUACCCUCUUCACCAAGAAUGAAGGCGCAUGGACAGUGACGGGGAACAUCACCGGAGAACAAAUUGGAUCAUAUUUCGGAGCGUCUCUGAGUGUGUUGGAUCUGGACUCGGAUGGAGACUCAGAUUUCCUUCUGGUCGGAGCUCCGCUAUUUCAUCAGUCUCAGCCGAGGGCAGAAGGGAGGCUGUACGUCUACGCUUUAUCAGAGGAGUAUUUUCAGAAGACACUGAACGUGAGUGAGUCAAACACAGGAAGAUUUGCAGCAUCUUUAGCGUCACUAAAGGACCUGAAUGGAGACAGCCUGUCAGAUGUGGCAGUCGGAGCACCACUUGAGAACGACGGAGAGGGAGUCGUCUACAUUUACCUGGGUGACAGGACACAUGGAAUAAACCCCGAACACGCUCAGCGGAUCCCAGCGCGGUCGGUUCUGCCCGGUCUGAAGCAGUUUGGAGUGUCUCUGUCCGGUCAGAUGGACAUGAGCGAUGAUAAUCUGACAGAUGUCGUGAUCGGAGCACAAGGAGGGAUUGUGCUGCUCAAGGCUCGUCCUGUGAUGUCUGUAUCUGCACAGCUCAGUUUCAGUCCCAGUGAAAUCAGUCUGACCGACUUUGAAUGCCCGAGUGACAAAGAGUUAAACGCGUUUAAUCUCACUUCGUGUUUGACGGUGGCCGAGCGGACCAGUAGCAGCGGAUCUCUCAAGAAGAACCUGAAUGUGUCUCUGAACCUGAAUGUGGACGUGAUGAGAGGAAUCAAUCGAGGAUUCUUCGUUCAGAAUGAUUUGUCAUCCAAGACUCUGCAGCAGUUCGUCCUGCUGGAUUCUGGGACCUCCUGUUUCAGCUUCCCCAUUUUCAUGAAGAGCUGCACUACCGACACAGUGUCUCCUCUGAAGAUACAAAUUAAUUUCUCACAAACCAAGACGUUUUCUGAAAGCUCCAUGGCUAUUCUUGACAUCCACAGCAGGACGAAGGAGUAUGUCGAGGUGCCGUUUCAAAGGAACUGUAAUUCAAACAGCUGUGUGUCCAAUCUGAAGCUGAACUUCAGUUUUAUGAACGACACGUUACUGGUGGUGAAUCAAGCUCAUUUCACUGUCUGCGUAUCGCUGGCCAACCCAGGCGACGACUCCUUCAACACCAGCAUAGUGCUGCACUACCCAGAAGGCCUCUCGCUCUCAAAAUUUGAAACCGUUAAGCCCAGCCAGACUCGAAGCAGAUGUGGUGAUCGUGACAAUGGUGCUAUGAACAGAACCACCUGCAGUAUCAAUCUACCAGUGUACCGCAGCGGCACCGCGACUCAGUUUAAGGCAAUCUUUCAUGUGAAACGGGAUUACGACUGGGCUGACAGGAUGGAGAUGAUGAUCACCGCUAACAGUGAUAAUAAUGGAAACAUCAGCGAUACGGUGGUGAGGAGGAGCAUCCCGGUUCAGUUCGCCGUUGAUCUGGCGAUCAGUCUAGUGGCUGAAGACUCUGUGAGGUAUCUGAACUUCUCUCUGGAGGACAGAGGUCCAAAACCUCUCAACAUCAUCUACAAGGUGGAGAAUCUGGGUUUCAAAGGUCUGCCGGUGUCACUCAAACUCAUCCUGCCCUGUCAAACUACACAUGUGAUUUUAACCCCUCAGACCUUCAGCAUGAAGAACUCUUCAGUGCCGUGCGAAUUCACCAAACCACAGGACGGUCACUGCGGGAAGUUUGAGUGUGGUCAGUUUGAUCUGCAGAAAUCUUCAGAAGUUCACUUCAUCCUGACGGCAGACGCAGCUCUCCAGAACGUGAAGGAAUACGAGAGCAAACACUCCUUCAGCGAGUUCAGAAAGGAUUUGGGAUUCGACAUCAGCGCCGAGCUCCACUUCAACAGAAGCCGCUACAACCAGACGUCAACCGGCCUGAAGGACGACCCUCACAAAUCACAGACUAAAGUAAGUGCAGAGUUUGUCGUUCCACCCAGUAAAAUGCUGAUCGUCGGCACUGGCGCAGGGGGCGGAGUCAUCCUGCUCAUUAUCUUAUUGAUCCUGCUGGUGAAGUGUGGGUUUUUUAAACGAACGCGUCCUGACGAGUUUCCCUCAGGGGAUGAAAACAUAACUUCGGUUGAAGACUCUCCUCUCAUGAACACGAAUGGUAAAGAAAAUGGAGGAGUCAGUGAGAACGACAGCACAGAGAAAGAGAAUAAAGUGACAGAGACGAAUCCCAAUUCUGAACCGCCAAACACUGAAAAAUAAAUUCACAUUUAGCUGCUUUUCCACCACCUUGGCCUGGAAUUCUCGGCACGGUUGUCUAACCUGAAUCGUGCUGGUAGAAUCCGUGAAGUGAUGACGCACACUCAGGAUUGGUCACUUGUCUGUUGCUUGGCUACCAGUUUAUCUGGCUAAUCUCUCUAUUUGAACGAUGUAAACAUAAAUGAAUAAUAAAAGUAAUUGAAAUAUCUGAUCAUCCUCCAUAACGCGGCUGUUAUUUACUUCUCAUUUCAUCAGUAAACCUUUGCGUUACCAAAGCAAUGGCUGACGCUUUUGUAUGACAUUCCAAAGAGCGGCCGUUAUAUCAGCUGCACAGUGGAAAAUGAAUCCGUAACUGUACCAGCUGGCCUGUAUCGGCAAGGAUUCGAAAUGAGAACCAUUCAGCCCGAUGGUGGAAAAGCAGCUUUCAUUUUCAGCACAACAAAAGUAAAUGAAGGUGAAGAUGUUUGUUUGGAAGGAACUCAAGAUUCUUUCAUUGUUAAUGAUUUUUAAUGCUCUGUGGCCUGUUGCAUGAAGCUAGUUGAACAAACUCAGAGUUUCAGAGUAGUUUUGGAGUUGACAAAUCCAGAUAAAUCCAACCUGGUUUAGAUCAGGAUUAACUGUUGCACAACACUCGGUAUAAACUUUCUCUGUCAACUCAUUUUUAAUCCAGAGUUUGCAAAGCGCAUGCACCUGAAAGUGUGACACGUGCGGCAAACAGCCAAUCACGCGGAACAAGGAGAACGUCCGUUUGAUUCACUUCUCGCGAGAGCCGCGCAAUUUAUGUCUCUUCCGAAGAUUAAGAGAUCGUUAUGAAAAAUAUAAAAUUAAACAUUUACAAAGCAGGAAUAAACACUGAUGCAGUGAAAGUGUGAGAAGGCAGCUGAAAGAAAAUAUCUAACUCUAUCAAUGCAUGUGAAUCAAACAAAUAGACCAAAUAAUUUAGUUUCAUUAAGAGCUCAAAAGAAUACAUGUAAGCUUAAUCUGAUGAAAAGCUUUAUAUAUUAUACAUGUAUCAUGUUUAUUUUAAUUUAAAAGCAAAGUUUAAUUUUGUCAAUUAAUAUAAUAGGCCUAAUUAUAUGAAUAUGUCAUUAAUUAUUCAUAAUUUUAAUUUAUUUAAUAAGUUUGUGAUCUCUAACUCGGAAUAAAACCUGCUCCGGAGCAGGUUAGCCGAAGCGUAAGUUACCGUAGCAAUGAAACACGCUAAAAACCAAUCCAACUUCAUAAGCCCGAAAAAACAGAUUUUGCUUAAACUAAUCUUGAACUUACCUGGGUAGCAACUGAAACCGGCUUUGUGCAACAGGCCACUGGUUGUAUGAUAAUGUUUUCUUGAGGCUCAUUGUGUGUUCAGUAUGUUUAGAUUAAUUCUGAAUAUUUUUUGUUAUUCUGAAUAUUAAUAUUUUUAAAAGAAGAUAAAUUAAUGUUCAAUUAAUAUACAAAUAAAUGAGUUUUAUACAUGA
Messenger RNA from Megalobrama amblycephala (Wuchang bream), 5049 nucleotides. RefSeq names its product integrin alpha-M-like. Gene Ontology annotation, molecular function: integrin binding. NCBI's taxonomy places the organism in Eukaryota, Metazoa, Chordata, Actinopteri, Cypriniformes, Xenocyprididae. Gene Ontology annotation, biological process: cell adhesion mediated by integrin; integrin-mediated signaling pathway; cell-cell adhesion. Gene Ontology annotation, cellular component: external side of plasma membrane; integrin complex. The record is from RefSeq and is a predicted model, not a curated record. The transcript is spliced from 31 exons. The coding region runs from base 56 to 3595 and encodes 1179 amino acids.